Messenger RNA from Pocillopora verrucosa, 396 nucleotides. Its product is annotated as acyl-CoA-binding protein. Lineage: Eukaryota; Metazoa; Cnidaria; Anthozoa; Scleractinia; Pocilloporidae. Gene Ontology annotation, biological process: fatty acid metabolic process. The record is from RefSeq and is a predicted model, not a curated record. Gene Ontology annotation, molecular function: fatty-acyl-CoA binding.
CGCUGCGAGUUCUUACAGUUGGUGGAUAUUACAAGAACUGCUGAGGUUGCACGUGCUGAAAUCAUUCUAAUUUCUUCGCAUCUGAGACAGCAUCUCUUUAAAUAUGUCUGAGGCCUUUCUGAAAGCAGCUGAAGAGGUGAAGAAGUUGUCGAAGCAACCUAGCGAUCAAGACAUGCUGGAAGUUUAUGCUCUUUACAAGCAAGUUACCGUCGGAGAUUGCAACACAGAAAGACCUGGAUUUUUAGAUAUGACUGGAAAAGCCAAGUGGGAUGCCUGGAAUGGCAAGAAAGGUACACCCAAAGCAGAAGCUGAAGCAGCCUAUAUUGCAAAGGUGGAGGAACUGAAGAAGGCAGAUAGUUGAUUUAAAUUGGAAAUUAAAACUUUGUCUUCCAGAAA